AUGAAAAGAAUCUAUAAGAGCUUUGGAUUUGAAUAAAAAUCAUAUUCCAUUUAGAGGAUCUAAAUUGACAUUAGUUUAAAGGAUUCUUUUAUUGGAAAUUGUAAAACAGUUAUGAUUGGUAAUUUCUCACCUUCUAAUUCAUCAUCUGAACAAACUCUCAAUACAUUAAGAUAUGCUGAUAAAGUAAAAAACUUAAAGGAUUAAGUAACUUCAUUAGAUUAAUUGGCAAGAGAAUUAAAGUUGCCAAGAUAAUAAUAAUCUGUUAAAACGUAGAAAUAAUAUCAAAAUUCAUAAUCAUAAGAAGAAUAACUUAAUCCAUUUAAAAAUAAUCCUUUACAAAAAUUAUUAAAAUUAAAAUCUAUUUCAAUAACCUUAACUUUUAAAUUUAUAAAAUUAGGUAACUGGAAUGAUGGUAUUAUAUAAAUUUAUAUACUUUUAAUUAAACUUAAAUUCUAAUUAAUAAUAAUACUUCAAACUUAAAAUAUCAUAAUAAUCCUAAUAAACUACAUGUACUUUUUAAAAUUAUAUGUAACCUACACCUCAUUAACUAGUUAUUCCUUUAUAAUAAUAAUAAUAAUUCAAAAUGAAUGA
Paramecium primaurelia is the source of this 591-nucleotide messenger RNA. The record is from the annotation of a GenBank genome assembly. Lineage: Eukaryota; Ciliophora; Oligohymenophorea; Peniculida; Parameciidae.